UAUGUAGAACUCUACUGACUUGGAAUAAAUUUGAAUGAGAUUUCGUCCUGUAUGGCUUGUAUGUUAAAUUAGUGAAAACAAUUUUAACAGAGUCACUGUGAAUAAAUUUAAAUGAUUAUUCUUUGGUCAGUCCUUUAUGGUAUAUUAUAAUGAGUUAUUGUCAACCAUAGUGAUGACACGCGGAGGAUGUAGAGUUACUGACGUACGUUGAAUAAGUUUAAAUGACUCGUUAGGUUGUAAAGACACGGUAGCUGUUGUGUUUACAUAUUAAAGGUGUGCUCAUUGAAAUAGUGUCACAUCACAGUAUGGGUAAUAAGUCAUCAUCGCACAGAGACAGUGAGCCUUUACCUGAAGCCAGAGGUAGAAGCUGGUCUUUUAAUGGCAUGGUAUCCAGAGCCAGAAGAGCUAGUCGCAGUCCCUUACGUCCGAGAGCUUCGUCUUUAUCGGAUACAACCAAAAACAAAAAAUCUGCAACAGCGACUGUCAAGUCGAACAUUCCAGCCACAAUCAGUGCAGUGGAUAGUCCAGGUGAGAAGAAUUCUUCUAGUACACUACCAGCGACAAAUGUUCGUAACUCGUUGGGCAGACAAGCUGAACUGAUACGCGAGACAAUAAAUAGGCGGAGCUGUGAAAUAAAAGGAGUGAGUCCUCGUAAUAGUAUGACUAGUAAUAAUGCCGAACACCGUUUGUCAGGUAACUUUGACAAGCGUCUAUCGGGUAACUUUGAUAAAAGGCUUUCGGGCAAUUUUGACAGCAGUGGCUUAACUAAUAAUGCAAACUCGUGUUUGGUUAAAACCGAGGGUAAUUUGAGUAGUAAGUUUAACAAAUCAAGUGCAACUAAAGAAGAGAUUGUGUCAGAUCCUGGACGUACUACAGAUUCAGGAUAUAACACAGCCUCUCGCAGACCACCUCUAGCUGAGAUCGAGGAUUUUGAUGAUGCCUCGGCAGCAGAAUUAAGAAAAAUUUCUCAGAGUUUAUACAGUGAUAAAUUACUGGAUUUGUGUAAUCGCCGAGGAGUUGCUAGUCUAAAUCGUGAUCUGUCAUUGUCACAAGGAGAUAUGUUAUCCAGCAUGCCCAGUCCAUUGUUGAAAAAAGUUAGAAAUAAAUCCACGUCUCACAAUAGUCUAUCGUCACCCUACCACAGUGCAGACAAGUUAGAUAAAAAACCAUCAUCACAUGAAAAUUUAGAUUCUCUGAAGCGGAGAAUGAAAUCGAAUUCCGGAGAAGACGAUGACAUGUUUAACGUGGAGUAUAGUGGUAGACCCCGAACAAAUUCGGCAACUGUUGUGGAACUUAGUGCUAGAAAUCGUAAAAACAUCUCAAUGGGCUUGACAAGCGCUAAAUUACGUCAAGUUUAUCAGAUCCCUACAUCUUCUGAAGUUUCAUCUCUGCCAAAUUCUCAGACUAAUUCUCCAGUAAAACCAGAAACGGCACAUGCUCAAAAGGUUUUAGUUUCCCGAGCUUUGAAAACCGAUGGUACUAGUCCAAUGGAGAAAGAAACGAAUAACAAUUCUUUUAAACAUCUCGCCAAUAAGGAGACGAGUCCCAGUAAAAUAUACGGUCCUGGUGGAGCUGUUCCUAUAUCCAAAUCUCCCAUGUAUUCUGUCCGACCCCUGUGUCAUUUUAAACCCCUGCCUGAAAUCCACGAACAUGGAAUGCUUAGUUCUAGUGUGCCUGUAGAAUCUGGAUAUUUGCCACCGUUUAAUGAUUAUAGUCCUGGUAAAUUAACACAGCAUAGUUUUGAUGAUAAUUUUCUACAGCGCAGGAGUAAUAGUAUAACAGACAUGGCACCGAGAAUGAGGAAAAGUGUGCCAAGUCAGUGUAGUCAUUGUACUCUACCAGAACUUGAAGAGAAUCUUCGGCACCGUAGUCAAAGUGUCUUGUCUCUUCGUAGUGCAUCGGGACAACCGAUUGGUCAGUUUCAUACUGGAAAUUUAUAUAAACAAGUGUCCGGAGCAGAACGAUCUUGGAAUUAUAGUGUGACUAGUUUAGCUGGAGAUCCUUAUUUUGGCUCGGCCUGUCGACAGCUUGAUUUUAGAGAUGUGGAUCUGGUUAGAAAUAUGAAGAUGGACGUAACAGGUGUGGAUUUAUGUCCAGCCUGCCGUCUGCCAUUCGAUGCUGGCAAGAAACGGAAACUCAUUGAUGCCUGCGGACAUGAAAGAUGUUACAUGUGUAUGUUUAACAGUGAAAUUUGUCCACUGUGCAAUUACCCACAAGCUCAGUAUAAUGGAGGAAUACAAGAUCCUUCAAUCUUCACACCACACAGACCCAAAUUAAAAACCAACGGACAUUUUACUACAUUCAUGCAGUCUCGACAGGAUGUUCAUCUGCCACAAGAAAUGAUGAAUCAGACAGGCGGAAAGAACGAACCGUAUUCAAAUUCUGUUAAUCCACCUCCAGUCCACGGUGUCCCCAAAAACCAGCCACCACCAGUUCCAGCACGACCGAAAUACUUCAAACCCCUUCAAUCACCAACUUCUCCUAGAACUCAGUACCAAGGAUCGAGUACCUACGAUCAUAAUAACCAUGGUAACUACAGCAGUGACUCAGCACUCGGAUCUCCAGGAAUAGGGGGCAUUGGUGUAUCUGUCGGAACAGAUAUUGAUGAGAUGGUGGAUUUUGAUCGCGAUGGGCCAAUGCCCGAUUUCAAUGGAAAAGAGAGUCCCCCACCCCCACCACCAGAUGUCGCACAGAACGAUUUGAUGCUGCGUCUUGGGUUGUUGCUAGGUGACAGAAUAAAUCCUAAUGAGCGUCUCACUCCUUAUCAACAAUCCACCAAUCAAACAGAAGAAGCGUUUACGAGUGUUUCAUCUUUAGGAAGUAGCGAAGCCACUCCAGAUAAAGGUCUUUCAGAUACUAGUCCUAUGUCAACACUUACAGUGUCAUCAGGGAGUGAACGUGGUCUGCCGCCUAGAAUAAAUCAAAACACCCAGUGUUACACAGGAAGUCGCGAUAUGAGUUCGGAUAGCAUGACAUCACUAAUGAGUACCAGUACCGGUCAGAGUGCUAGUCCAUAUACAACGGCACAAAGACCUCACUCCAUUACAACUUCCAUGCCAGGUGCAAUAGAAGAAUUACCCUUAUUUGGUAAAAGACGAACACAGUUACGUCGCUCAGCCAGAGCUACAGUGGCACAUGCAGACGGCAAAGUGCGAUUUACACCAAUACGACCACCACAGCUACAGUUAUCACCGUUAAAUUUUGAAAUACCGCAUCCCGGUGGAAAACCUAUAUUUAUUGGUAGAGAAUGGCUGUUCAGAGAUAUUGAGAUGACGUUAAAUGGUGAUGGUCCGAAUCGCUCUCAGGGUGUAAUAUUAUUAGGUAGUACAGGAAGUGGUAAAUCGGCCAUUAUAGAACAACUGAUAGAUUAUAGUUGUUUUGGUGAUGGUAAAGGUGGUAUUCUUUCACAAACAGAAAUUCAAAAUGGGAGAUCAAUGCAGAAUGGAUAUAAUAGCAGUCCGAACAGCACACUACAUAGUUUAAAUCAUUCUUCAAACCCGGCUUUAUCAGCGUCUUGUCGUUCUAGUCCACACUCUUACCUCAGUGCCUCCACGAUGAACCUAAAUUACGACUCAUUAAAAAGUCUUGGGUCUCAAGUUGUUGGAUAUCAUUUAUUUCAAGCCGACUGCAAUAUAACAUGCAUGGUCCCAGACUUUGUUCAUAGUUUGGCUGCUCAGUUGACGCGCUCUCCCGAAUUAUCGGCCUACCGAGAACUCUUGCUCCAAGAACCCUCGUUACAACAAUUAUUAACUGUUAAAGAAUGUGUACAAAAUCCAUCGGCUGCUUUCAUUAAAGGAAUACUCGAUCCAUUGAGAACAUUGAAAAAUAAUGGAAAAAUUGUGUCCGAUAGUUGCAUAAUAUUAUUAGAUUCGUUAAACGAGGCAGAAUUUCAUAAACCGGAUUAUGGAGACACAAUUGCAACCUUUUUAGGCCGUCACAUCAACAGAUUACCUAAUUGGUUAAAAUUGAUUAUCACUGUUCAGACUGUGCACCAGGAUAUCGUACGCACCUUUCCGUUCCAUCGGAUAACGAUAGACAAAAUGUCCAAUGAUUUUGUGAUGCGGGAUACGAAUGAAUACAUAACGCACCGGAUUAACACGGACAUUGGAAUACGGAACAACAUCUCCCAGAACGGUAAACUAGAACCGGCAACGCAACAAAAAUUCUGUUCCCAUAUACAGACGUUAAGUAAAGGUUGUUUCCUGUAUUGUAAACUUAUCCUUGACCUUAUUGACAAAGGUCACGUGGUGCCAAAGAGUACAAACUAUAAAAUCUUACCAGUGAAUAUUUCUGAGAUUUUCCUGCUGCAUUUUAAUCUGAAAUUUCCCAGUGUUCGCUCCUUCGAAAAAGUGUCAUCCAUAUUAGGAGUGUGCCUAGCAACACUGUAUCCGUUGACUUUCGAGGAGAUUUAUCUCACCGUGAAUUCUGGAUAUACGCAAAGAUACAUUUCACCCAAAGACUUCAGUGAACGUAUGGAGGUGCUUUCAUCUUUCUUGUUUCGAAGAAGGAACGAUACUUUUAUGUUCUUUCAUCCAGCUUUUCGAGAGUGGUUGAUUCGUCGUGAUGAAGCAGAUUGUCCUAAGUUUUUAUGUGAUCUACGCAGUGCAGAAUUUGACUACAGAAAUGGACAUGCCCUGAUGGCUUUCAGAUUAUCACGUGUAACGGCACCUCUUGAAGCAGAUAAAACGAUCGAGCUAGGACAUCAUAUCCUCAAGGCUCACAUCUACAAGAAUUUGAGUAAACAGAGAGGUUAUUCAUCUCGAGACAUGCAGGCGUUCUGGAUGCUCAUGUCCUCCAAAAAUCUUAGUGCUGCAUUAACUUGUCAACGUAAUCUCUUCUCACCCAAUAUCAAGGUAUCAAGGUUAAUUUUACUGUCAGGUGCCAAUCCUAAUGCUAGAACCGCUUAUUUAAACAGCGGACCUAUUUUAUGUAUCGCUAGUAAGGAAGAUUUUCCCGAUAUGGUGGAACUGUUAUUAGAGUUUAACGCUGAUAUCAAUGCUGUAUCUGAUAUUGGCAUGUCAGCGUUAUGUUACGCAGCCUCCGAGGGUAAUGAGGAUAUCGUUCAACUGUUAUGUGAAAGAAAUGCAAGGAUAUCAUUAGUGGAUAAUUCUGGUCAAUGUUCGGUGGUACAUGCUGCUAUACAUGGUAACCUGAAGGUGUUAGAUUAUUUAUUGAAGUAUGACUGGACGCCGUAUGACGGGGAACCAACCAAGAGUGAGGCUAUACAUCAGGCUUUUGUUACUGGUGCAGCUUCGGGUAAUAAACAUAUCUGUGAAUAUUUACUACAUAGUACAGAUGGUAAAGGUUUAGAUUUACCUGAUACAUAUCUAGAAGAAACAGCUUUAACAGCAGCGUGUCGUCAUGGUAAGCGGGAAAUUGUAGAAUAUCUAAUAGACGAAGGAGCGAACAUGCACGCCCCUAAUUCCAAAUCUUUCAGCCCUUUAUUAUGUGCUGUAAAGGCUGGUAGAUGGGAAGUAGCAGACAUGUUAUUACAGUUUGGUGCCUCCAUAGAACAGACGGAUAAAUAUGGCCGAACACCUUUAAUGAUUGCUGCUAGUGAAGGUCAUAUAGCUGUCCUUGAAAUGCUUCUCCAUAAAGGUGCUCAGUAUAAUUUAAUGGAUAAAGAAGGUUUAACGGCAUUGUGUUGGGGCUGUUUAAAGGGUCACCUACACAUCGUUAAAACUCUACACGAGCGUGGUGCUCAGAUACAACAUGUUGACAAGAGUAAUCGUACCCCGCUCCAUCUCGCCGCGUUUCACGGAGAUGAUCAAGUGGUACAAUAUUUAAUAGAUCAAGGAGCACAGAUAGAACAUGUAGACGUCAAUGGUAUGAGGCCGUUAGAUCGAGCCAUUGGUUGUCGAAAUACAUCCGUUAUUAUCUGUUUCCUGAGGAAAGGUGCUAAAUUAGGUCCAGAAACGUGGGAAAUGGCUGCUGGUAAAACUGAUGUUCUUCUUUUAUUAUUGAAUAAAUUAAUGGAAGAUGGUAAUAUAUUAUACAAGAAAAAUCGAGUAAAAGAAGCUUCACAGAGAUAUCAAUAUGCCUUGAAAAAAUUCCCUAAAGAAGGAUUAGGAGAAGAAGCUCGAACAUUUAAAGAGUUAAAGAUUACUUUCUUAUUAAACUCGGCUAGGUGUAAGAGAAAACAGGGGGAACUAGGAGCAUCUAUAGAACUUGCUACCCGGGCUCUGGAAUUGAAACCUAAAUCUUUCGAAGCUUUUUACGCUAGAGCCAGAGCUAAACGUGAUAUUAGACAGUAUCCCGAAGCCAUGCAGGACCUUAAACAGGCCCUUUCACUGGCGCCAAAUAACCGUGAUCUGCGACGACUUCUGAUGAAGUUAAAAGAGGAAUGUAAGGAUCAGGUCAGAUACGAUGGAAGUCAACAUGUAAUCGGAGAAAUGGAUCCGAUAUCCGAGGAUGAAGAUGAUUCUUCGGGAGACAGGCGACCUGAAGAAACUGCUUUAUAAUUACGCUUAUUAAUGUAGAAAUCUCGCUUCCAUACUGCUAAAAGUGCUUUGUGUAAAUUUCAUUCUUUGUUUAAUUUAUGAUUGCUUUUUUUUUUUAUGGGGAUCAUUUUUGUUUUUUAAUAAAUCUCAUUGUUUUAAAGUUAAAUUAGAAAUAAACCAGGGCUUUACUAUAACACAGAUAUUGGGUCUACUGACUUCAUCCACAUUGUGGGCAGGUUGGAUGGCCGAAUGGUUAGCACAUGCGUGCUGUAUCAUAAGGUCUGUCGUUGGGUCAACUGGUGUGGUUUUGAUUCCCCGGUUAUACAUGACAAGGAGUAGGGUUGCCUGUCCAAUCUUGUGGGCUUUCUCUGGGUCCUCUGUUUUCCCCCACUACAUAUUAUUGAAAUAAAAUUGAACCAUGUUAGUCCCGAAAUGACCUAGUUUGUGUGGACGUUAAAGCCCAUUUCUCUCUCUCUCUCUCUUUAAUCCACAUUGUACAGGGACCUGACUAUACAGAAGGACUUCAAUAGAACAUUGGAUGUUGUCAUGGUGACCCCCACCUUAUAUUAAAACCCCUCUGUGUUUGUAGUGACGUCCUAGUGAAGUUAUUAAAAUUUUAAUUUUUUAAUUGCUUUUAUUAUUUGAACAAUAUUUAAAACUUCUCUUAUGCACAAGUGUUUGUAAACCUUGAUGUUUUUAAUGUUGCUUUUAAAAGAAGAAAUUGUAUUAUUUGAUUAAUUUUUUGUAAACUUGUUAAAGCAAUUUGUUAUUUUAAUCUUUAAGAAGUUUUCAUUUUGUUUUAAAUAGAUUAAAACUAAAAUCUUAAUCCCUUUGUUUUCAUCUUCAUGAUGUCCGGGUGUUAUUACAAACAUCUGACACCUUGACUGCGUUGACCGACUAUAUUGUUAUACUGAAUACAAUGAAAUUUUAAUUUCACAAAUGCAAAAUGACAAAUCUGUGUGAUUUUACAUGGAUUUUAAAUGGUGCAACAAAUGAUGACAGAAACAGUAUAAUUAAAUACAUAUCAAUGAGGUCCAAGUCAAAAUUAACAGAAUUGCAAUCAUGUGACAUGGAAUAGAGUUCUGCCAUUCCCGAUAACAUGUAUAGCGAGAGAAUAAAUGUGACAUAUUUGAAUGCAGGAAAAUGGUCAAGAUAGUAUUGUAUUCAUAUGCCACAUGCUUUGUCACCAGAAAUUCUGAAGUUUACUUGGGAUUGAGAAUUUGAUUUCUUUCAAAAUAUUUUUCACUCUACCAUGUAACAAAGAUGGCUAACUCAGUCAAGGUAUUAGAAGAUAGUUGAAUGACCCUUAACACUGUGAAGAUGUUUGUUUAUAAGAUAUAAUAUAAUAUUGUGUAAAUAUAUGUAAAUUGUUAAAGUAUAUACGAAUGUGUACAUUGCUAUAUUUGUAAAUAAUUUGUCAGAUCCAGAUGCGAUAAAAUCUCCCGUUGUUUUUGACGACGAUAUAUUAAAGAGUUAUUACUGAGUUGAUAUUAUUUUAAAUAUAUCAGAUAUAUUUUAUUUGAAUGAUUCAAAGCUGUUGGAGACCAGGUGUGAACAAAAAUAUACAGUCAAAACCAAGGAGUAGUUUCACAAACGUUUGCAAUGAAGUCGACUGACCGUAGAUGUAGCCAAACCGAAUCCUGUCAUUUGAACAACCACAAUUGUUGGAAUUUCUGCACAAUACGUUAUAAGCUUGAUCACGUGGAUAUUUUGUUUAUUUAUGUAACGAUUGUAAAUUAUAUUUUAAUAUCUCUAUUGUGGUUGCUGUAUUGAUAAUUUAAAAAAAAUAACAUUAAUCUGUCAAUAAAAUACAUAAUACAAUAAAUGGUGAAGAAUUUGACUUGCAAUCACAGAAAUUAAAUCUCCUAAGAUUCAAUUGUAAAUUACCAUUCUUAAAAUAACAAUUUUUGCUUUCAAUCGAUUUUUCAGAGAUUUAAUUUUUUUGUCGAGAAAUUAUCUGGUUUUGGGCUACUCAUUAAAUACUUUAUGUGGUCAUGGUGACUGUAUAUUUCACUACUUUAUGUAGUCAUGUUGACUGUAUAUUUCACUACUUUAUGUAGUCGUGGUGACUGUAUAUUUCACUACUGUAUGAGUCAUGGUGAAUGUAUAUGUCAAUACCUUAUGUGGUCAUGGUGACUGUAUAUUUCACUACUUUAUGUAGUCAUGGUUACUGUAUAUUUCACUACUGUAUCAGUCAUGGUGACUGUAUAUUGCCUAUGUCUAUAAGAACAAUCAACAACAUACAUAUAUUUAAGCAUAAUUUAUUUCUCUAGUAAUGCUAUUUUUAAAUAAAAUAUAUUGCAAUAACAAAGUAUAUAUUAUUAUGCCAGCAUUUGUGAAAGGUGGAUGCUUUAUUAUUUGUUUGUAUGUUUACGUAAAUUUAUAAACAGUUCGCAUAAAAUAUACUGCGUAAUAUCAUGUUAGCACAAUUUGUUUUUGAUUUGAAAUUUGUUCUGAUGAUCUGCAAUUUGUUCUGAUGAUCUGCCAUUUGUUCUGAUGAUCUGCAAUUUGUUCUGAUGAAUUUGUCCUGAUUAUCUGCAGCUACAGAAAUAAGUUGAGUGAAUAAAUUGUAUGCUAUUUAUAGUGAUUUAUUUUAUGUUAAGAUUAUGAAAAAUAGAAAUUCAGGCUUCAAAAGCUGUAAUGAUAGAUCAAGAUCAUUGAUAGAAAUGGUCAUCUGGUAAUCAUUAUUCACAAGUUUAUAAACUUAUCUUGAACAGACUUCAUGUAAAAUUGAAUUGACACGAUUUCUGUGAUUAAGGCGAGAAAUAAAAGUGUAUAUUAGAUUGAAUUGUUUUAGAUGAAUAUCAUUCUACUGAUAAAAUUUUAUGCCCGUAGGAGGGGUUGGAUGGCUGAAUGGUUAGCAUGUGCGCGCUGUAUCAUAAGAUCUGUCAUUGGUUCAACUGGCAUGGUUUCAAUUCCCUCCAGUUGUACGUGAAAAGGAGUAGGGUAGCCUGUCCAACCUUGUGGGUUUUUAUCCGGGUCCUCUGGUUUCCUCCCACUGCUAAAGACCCCAACGUGCAAGCGAUUUAUUGAAAUAAAAUUGAACCAUGUGUUAGUCCCGAAAUGACAUAGUUUGUGUCGAGUGGAUGUUAAACCCCAUUUCUCUCUCUCUUUCUUUUAUGCCUGUAGAUUCAGUCAGUGUUUUGAAAUAUGAACAAUUCUGGCAUAAUAACCCUAAAAAAUGUAAUUAUGUACUAAACAAAAUAACUGGCCGAGAAAGUUCAUCCCAAUUUUCCGGCGUGGUUCCCCCUUGUCAGUGAUGCAGGACGGAGGGCCUGACAAGGACAGCUGUCUAGUCCUUCGGAUGAGACAAAAAACUGAGGUCCCGUGUAUACAUUGGAAUGCACGUAAAAGAUCUCUUGGCAGUUGGAAUUCGAUAUAAGAGUAGGUGAUACUGCCGCUGCUCGGGCAAAAUUUCCCUCAUAGCACACUGUAUGGCGUAUGCCCGUCUUCAUUAGCCCAGCAUAGGAGCAGAACAGUAGGACGUUAAACCCCAUUUCAUUUCAUUUUAAACAAAAUAACACAGAUCAGAUCAAUUUAAUUCAACACCUUUUUUUUAUUUAUUUGAACUUAUAUCGGAAGUGGUAUCAGAUGUUAUGGAAAGAUUAUGUAUACCCUGCCUCAUGCCCAACAUACAUCAGUGCUAAAUUAAUUAAGAAAAAAAUGUUCUGGAUUCAAUGGAUUCAAACUAAAUUGAUUCUGUUGCACCCAGGGAUUUAUUUUAUAAACUUUGUUAAAGAUGAUCAAGAAAUGUUCAGAUUAGUUUAUAAACUUUAUGAAAAAUGAUCAAGAGAUUAGUUAAUAAACUUUGUGAAAAAUGAUCAAGAGAUGUUUAGAUUAUAUUUAUAAGUUUCGCGAAAGAUGGUCAAGAUAAUUAGAAUGUAAUACAAUGGUAGAUAAUUAGAAUAAUUUGGAAUGGAAAUCGUUGAAGCAUCAGUAGUUCACAACUCUAGGUUCUGUUUUUUUUUGUUUUUUUUGUUUCGACGUUUGUCUUGUUUUCAUUCUAUAUGUAGAUAGUGAAUUGUAAUAGGAACAUGACUAAGUCAGGGCUUUCAUCCUAUUAAAUAUAUGAUAAGAAAAACAGUAGUUUGUAUGUUUUAAAUAUAAAGAUGAUAAAACUAUAUUACUACUAUAUUUCCUGCCAUAUAAAAUAAAAACAUCUUUAAAUAUGCAA
Molecule: messenger RNA, 10614 nt
Organism: Patella vulgata (common limpet)
Lineage: Eukaryota; Metazoa; Mollusca; Gastropoda; Patellidae
Product: protein TANC2
Exons: 20
Coding region: 306-6461 (2051 amino acids)
Molecular function (GO): protein binding
Source: RefSeq, a predicted model, not a curated record